Messenger RNA from Cuculus canorus (common cuckoo), 1476 nucleotides. RefSeq names its product hydroxyacid oxidase 1 (gene HAO1). Lineage: Eukaryota; Metazoa; Chordata; Aves; Cuculiformes; Cuculidae. Gene Ontology annotation, molecular function: oxidoreductase activity; FMN binding. The record is from RefSeq and is a predicted model, not a curated record. The transcript has 8 exons. The coding region runs from base 70 to 1182 and encodes 370 amino acids.
GAUUUACAGACAAAAACAGAGCUUAAAAGAAGGAAGCGGGAAUAAACUAACCCUGUGACAUCUCCAAAUAUGUCUGGAAAACCAGUUUGCAUUGCUGAUUUUGAAGAGUAUGCUAAAAAAUUUCUCCCUAAAUCAGUGUAUGAUUAUUACCGAUCUGGAGCAGAUGACCAGGAAACACUAGCAGAUAAUGUAGCAGCAUUUUCAAGAUGGAAGCUGUACCCCCGGGUGCUCAGGGAUGUGUCAGUAAUGGACCUGUCAACCUCAGUCUUGGGGCAGAAAAUUAGCAUGCCAGUCUGUGUUGGAGCGACCGCUAUGCAGCGCAUGGCUCACGCUGAUGGAGAGACUGCUACUGCUAAAGCUUGCCAUGCAAUGGGGACAGGGAUGAUGCUGAGCUCCUGGGCCACCUCUUCCAUUGAAGAAGUUGCUGAAGCAGCUCCAGGUGGCCUUCACUGGCUGCAGCUUUAUGUCUACAAAGACCGGGAGGUUACAAAAUCCCUCGUGAAGCGUGCAGAGCGAGCAGGCUACAAAGGGAUCUUUGUGACAGUGGACACACCUUUUCUUGGCAGGCGCAUUGAUGACGUGCGCAACAAGUUCCAGCUUCCUCCUCACCUCAGAUUAAAAAACUUUUCAAGCAGCGACCUGGCAUUCUCCACAGGGAAAGACUUUGGAGAAAAUAGUGGGCUGGCUGUGUAUGUGGCUGAGGCAAUUGAUGCAAGCGUCAAUUGGGAAGACAUCAAAUGGCUUCGAGGGCUGACCUCUCUGCCCAUCGUUGCAAAAGGAAUACUCAGGGCUGAUGAUGCUAAAGAAGCUGUAAAGAUUGGGGUAAAUGGUAUCCUGGUGUCAAAUCAUGGAGCACGACAGCUUGAUGGGGUCCCUGCAACUAUUGAUGUCUUGCCUGAUAUCGUUGAGGCUGUGGAGGGGAAGGUGGAGGUGUUCCUAGAUGGUGGCGUAAGAAAAGGCACAGACAUUGUCAAAGCACUAGCACUUGGUGCCAAAGCUGUGUUCAUCGGAAGACCUCUCAUCUGGGGCUUAGUUUAUCAAGGUGAAGAAGGAGCAAAAGAAGUUCUCCAGAUGCUGAAGGAAGAGUUUCGCCUCGCAAUGGCACUGACAGGGUGCCGGAGAAUAGAAGAAAUUGGCAGGACACUGGUACGAAGACAUCAAGUAUUGCCUGCCAAGAUUUAAGUCUGAAGACAAUUGCCUCAUGUGUUGCCUGUUGUACAGAAAGUGUGCUACCAGACAAAAUCAACUUUGAUUUUUGGGCCUCCUCCCGCAAUCCUGACUGAGAAGGGUUGGUCUGUAGGAGAUCACUUGUUCAAGAAAGUACUUAAAGCAAAUUUUAUAGGUGUUGCUGUAUUCUCCGAGGCUUUUAAAGAAAGCUGCUCUAAUGAGAGUUGUGAUUAGAGAUGGGCCUUUAAGCGAGACCAGUGUGGAAACUUCAAGGUGUUUUGCAACAAAUGCUAAUAUUAAGUAACAUGA